Messenger RNA from Erythranthe guttata (spotted monkey flower), 959 nucleotides. Its product is annotated as abscisic stress-ripening protein 3. Lineage: Eukaryota; Viridiplantae; Streptophyta; Magnoliopsida; Lamiales; Phrymaceae. The record is from RefSeq and is a predicted model, not a curated record.
CCGGAAUUAUAAACUAUGGUACUUGUAUAAUAAUAAUACCAUGAUUACGUACCAUUUAUGCUUCUCACGACAUGUUAGACUUGGACAAAUGAAUGUAAAAAUAAAUAAAAUAAAUAAAUAAAAACUUAUGACAUUGCUUAUAAAUAGUGUAAUCGAAAUGCAUAUACAUGUACCACAAAACAUAAUUAGCGAGUAUUAUUAAAAUAAUAUCAACAUGGCCGAAGAGAAGCACCACAGCUUAUUUCACCACAAGAAGGAAGGCGAAGAAGAAGAAGAAGUAGUCCAUGAUUAUGCUAAAGAAGAAAAACAUCACAAACAUGUCGAGCAAUUGACCGGUCUUGGCGCCAUGGCUGCCGGUGCAUAUGCAUUGCAUGAGAAGCACAAGGCGAAAAAGGACCCGGAGAAUGCACACAAACACAAGGUACAAGAAGAGAUAGCGGCGGUGGCGGCGAUCGGAGCUGCUGGUUUUGCGUUUCACGAGCAUCACGAGAAGAAGGAUGCCAAGAAGAAAUCCGAAGAGUGUGAUCCCUAGAUCAUAUUUAUUACUAUAUACAUUCCUAUUUAUGUAUCUCAUUUCAUGAUGCAAUACAUGCAUCCUGAUAAAUUGUGUUCAUUUGAUUCCCUCUCUUUUUUUUUUCUAUUUCACCUCUUAUAUGUUGUUUGCCUUUUAAGAUGAUUGUGAGGUUAUAAAGUGGCCUUGUGUUAUGUGCCACGUUUGAAAUAAUUAUUUAAUUUUGUACCAAUGUUUUCUAAGCGUAUAAUAUUGUUUAUUUCAUGUCGAUUUAUUCUUAUGUAAGUGAGAGAAAGGUUGUCUUAUUGAUUUGCUACUUUUUCUAAACCAUAAUAUCAUCAAGGGAGUAAAUGUAACAUUUUAUCAUUUACGAUGGGUUAAUUGUAAUGUAAUGUACCUUCUUUACAUCCAUUGCUAAGCUUAUGGGUUCUUACACCUGAUGAAAUAC